Molecule: messenger RNA, 3061 nt
Organism: Toxotes jaculatrix (banded archerfish)
Lineage: Eukaryota; Metazoa; Chordata; Actinopteri; Toxotidae
Gene: ky
Product: kyphoscoliosis peptidase
Exons: 7
Coding region: 89-2611 (840 amino acids)
Source: RefSeq, a predicted model, not a curated record
CGCACAGUGGAAACAUCUCUGCCCGACUCUCCAGCAAACAUCCAGCAGGCAUUUUAAAUCCUCUCAGGGACACCAUGCUUCCAGCAUAAUGUCAGCUGAAGUUGCAAUUCAGAAGUUCUCCUUCCCCUUCUCCUGUGCUGCACGCCUUACUCAGCAAGAUGAGGUGACCCAGAAGGGAUGCAUACAGGUGAAGGCCCUGGAGCUUCAUGGCCUCCAGGAGAAUCCCAUUAUAGGCGAACAAAGCCCUGUUCCAGUGAUAGGAGCUCUAGUGCAUAAAGAAAACCAGGCCCAGGAGAGUCCAGUGCCUUCUCCUGGGGGAGACAGGGCAGCUGCCCAGGUACUGGUCUGUGCUGAAGUUUCCCAGAGUGCUGCGCUCUCCAGGCAAAGUGUGCUUGAGAAACUGACGGUGGAGAGUGAUGAUCAGCGUCCCGCAGCAAAGAGACAACUGUCAUCUGAGAGCGCAGCCAGGACCAUCUCUGUGGUGAAGAAGAGUGCAGUGAGGAAGGAGGCAGAAGAACAGAGGCACCUGAAACCGAAAGCACACCUGGGACUGAAGGUGACACCGUUCUCUGCAGCUACAGGGAAGAGGAAACGUCGAAAGGACCUUUUCACCAACUCUGAUGUUUUCCACAGGCUUGAUGCACAUGUGAUCAGGGCAGGAGCAGAGCUGAAGGAAAAGUGUGUGUAUGAUGUGAAGACAAUAGUACAGAGCAUCACACGAGGGGCCAGAAAUGAGCUGGAGAGGCUUCGUGCCAUCUGGGUCUGGUUGUGCCACAACAUCGAAUACGACGUGAACGGAUACCUUGGCCGCUCAGAAAAGUUGAGCUCCCCAGAGGAGGUGAUAGCAGCUGGUCGGGGUGUGUGCUGCGGCUACUCCAACCUCUGUACAGAGAUGUGCAGAGAGGUGGGCAUCGAGUGCCAAGAAGUGCCAGGCCACAGUAAGGGCAUCGGGUACCGUCAGGGCCAGAGCCUCAAAAAUGUGAAAUCUGAUCACCUGUGGAACGCUGUGCUUCUAGGAGGACAGUGGUUCCUGUUGGACGCCUGCUGGGGAGCAGGACGAGUAGAUAUGGACAACGAAAGCUUUGUCAAAAGGUUCGAUGAUUUCUAUUUCUUAACGGACCCAGAGGAGCUGAUAGAUUCGCACUUCCCCGAUGAGGAGAAAUGGCAGCUCCUGGAAAGGCCCAUACCCCUGGAGGAGUUUGAGAGGAGGGUCUUCAAGACCUCAGCCUUCUUCAAAAUGGGGCUCAGGCUAAUUCAGCCUCAUCAUUUUCACAUCGUCACAGAUGAAGGCGAGGCCAACGUGUCCCUCGGCUUCUCCAGACCUACCACUUUUACCUAUGAGAUCACACAGCACCAGGACCUUCUCCACUGUGGCGCUUCAGAGCAGAGGGAGUCCACCAACUCCUCCUUUGGCCUCCUGACUGUCUCCCAUCGCAGUAUGAAGCUGCAGCUCCUGCCUCCUGCGAGCGGCACAUAUGAUGUGAAGGUUUUUGCCAGACCUGAAGCAGACACCACACCUCUGGUCUGGGUCUGCUCCUUCACAGUCGAGUGUCAGAAGCCUCGGGCCAUGGAGGAGAUCCCGGAGAACCCCUUUUUGUCUUGGGGCCUGCAGCCUGUUGCAGGAUCUCUGGGCAUUGCAGGCAGCAGCCAGGGCAGCGAGGUUGCUGAGGUGGAAGGUGGUGUCUUUGAGUUGGUGUUGAAGACGUCCAGGCCUCUGAUGGUGCUGUGUGAACUGGUCCACCCAGAGCUGGACGCAGCUGUUGCCAAGCGCUGCCUUGCUACUCAGAUUCAGCCAGAUGCUCUGACCUGCCACGUCCUGUGCUCCUUCCAUGGCUUCUACCGACUGUCAUUGUUUGUGAGGGACUAUGAGAAAACAGAAGUCAAGUUCCAAAAUGCUGCAAACUUCCUGUUGCACUGCAAAGGGAAGGUGGUCGGACUGGAUGAGCUCUUCCCUCCUAACUUGGGCUCGGUGUGUGGCCCAGGGACCCGCACGUUGGAGGUGGGGCUGUCCAAAUUCAGCCACACAACGGCGCUGGUGAGCACGCAGCAAGGCAAGUGUAACAUCACCUUCCACAACCAGCGGGACCUUGAACUUCACACUGUGCUCAGCAGAGAAGAGAACAAAACAGCAGAUGUUCCGCUUUCACGCCACCUCUUCUGCACAUACACAGACACCAAGGUGACGGUGAGCGUCAGCCUACCUGAAUCUGGGGUGUAUCGGCUGGGCCUGUACGCCAGGAUCGCCCCUGGUGGAGAUUUCAACCCCAUGUGUGACUUUGUUCUGAGGAACAGCUGUGAUCAGCGGGGGCCUCCGUUCCCCUGCGUCUACUCAGCCUGGAGGAAGGGCUGUGUGCUCUUUGAGCCUCGCGUGGGCCUGCUGGAGCCCCUCUCCUGGGUCCGCUUCAGGGUGAGGGUCCCUGGGGCCCAGAGGGUGAGUGUGGUGGGAGAAACGCGUGCUGAUCUGAAACUGAACAAGAGCAGAGUCUGGGAGGGCGAGGUUUUCAGUGGAAACGGUCUCCAACAACUGAAACUGGCAGCCUCCUCAGGGGAGUCCAGUGACUUGGCUGUUCUGAUGACCUUUGACAUCAAACAGUUGGAGAGAGAAGUGUGAAAUCAAAAGCCUGGCAGAGACCAGAUGGAUAGUUCUCCGAAUAUAAUAAUGAACUGGUUACUGCCCGAUGAAGUUACUGAUAUGAACUAAUGCAAAUCAGACGGGGGUUAAAAAUAUUUGCAAAUAAUUCAAACUGUGAGACUUAAGCUUUCAGGAGUAAGUGCAUCAACAUAACACAGCUCACUGCCAGUCAUAAUAAGGUGGAUGAAAAUGAAUUUUGAUCCUGUGAAUGUGUGAAUCCUUGUAGCAAUGAAGUUUUGAGCCAGGUAUUAAAAAAAAAUAAAAAUAAAAAUAAAAAAAUAAAAAAACAGAUUGACAAUGGUGCUCAGCUGUGGUGCUAAGCCAUUAUAUCAUACUGAUCAGGAGUGCAUUUGUGGCUUAUUAUAAUGUUAUGGGCAAGUAAACCUGUACUGUAAAAUGAUUGUCAAAAGGUGUGCAAUAAAAAUAUAC